This is a messenger RNA of Mycotypha africana, 1318 nucleotides long. RefSeq lists its product as uncharacterized. The transcript is spliced from 5 exons. The record is from RefSeq and is a predicted model, not a curated record. The coding region runs from base 228 to 1109 and encodes 293 amino acids. Lineage: Eukaryota; Fungi; Mucoromycota; Mucoromycetes; Mucorales; Mycotyphaceae.
GAACUGAUCUGGCUUUCUUUUGUCCGUUUCCUUUUUCAUUCCUUUCUUUUCCCUUUUAUUAACUUUUCUGAUCUCAUUACAGCGUGACGCUUCAAGCAGAAACAGCCAUUGAUUUUUUCCAUUGGGUUCAAGCAUUGAAAUCUUGGAACUUAAAUCAGCCGCCUCCCGUCAAGACAAAUAGAAGCUCUUCGUUUGAAGCGACAAGGAUUUCUUCUCUUUCUUCUGCAAUGACGUUGUUGUCGUCAAAAAAGCCCACCUUGACUACAACGACGCAAAUUCAUUCACAACAGAAAAUGGAACCUAACUUUAAGAAGAAAAGUCUCGAUCUACUUUCCACAACAAAUUUUAGAUUAAGUCCAACCAAAUUUACGCGAAGAAAUAGUAACGAGAUCAUAAGAAAGACCAACGACAAUAAUGAAAUAGUGGAUUUCGUCCUGGGUUAUCCGAUUCCUGUGACAGAGUGUCCUAUUGAUUGUUGCAAUUUGACGGAAACUCCCUACGAUCAAAUUAAAACUGCUGAGAUGACAGGCGUUUUCAAAAUAUAUAAAGCUUGUAUAGCCAAUUCGAUCUGUUCAUCCACCGAUCAUUAUUUAAACGAGGAUUUACAAACAUUAUACAUUUCUUUAUUCAACGAUGAUGUGCUUCAUUUACAAACAGAAAAUGAUGGACGUGCCUCUUAUUUUCAUCGACCCAUUCAUUUGUCUAGACUUUCUUCACGCGAUAUUUACGCAUUUCCUGAUACGAAUGAUUCCUUGAAACAUUGCCUCGCGCUCCGCCCAUCAGCAAACGAAAUCUAUCAUUUGAUGGCCAACAGUAAAAUGGAGCGAGAUGCAUGGCUCACUCGAUUGAAACAGAAUUGCAUCGGUGAUACCACAGAAGCAUCUCGACAGACAGCAGUUGGUACUACUGCUGGACAUUGUGUGUGUAGUCUCACUCUACGCAUCACGGAAGCCCGCCACAUGACAACAGCCUCGCCUUCCAGGAGAGACCUUAAAACUGCCAACGAGUUCUAUUGUGAUGUCGUUGUGGAUCAUCAAUUGCGAGCGUUGACGGGUUAUUUGAAGAAAGCAUCGACAUUGUAUUGGGGAGAAGAAUUCCAAUUCAGGUAGAGUGGUGGACAUGUUUUGAUUCAGCUAUAAGCAACCCCUCCGCUCAUUUACUUUUUUUCCCUUUUAGUGAUAUUCCUAAAAUAGAACAAGGUAUUGUGAUUAACAUUUAUUCUAGAAGCGAAAAGAACACCCACAGUUCACGGAAGGCUAUUUAUGGUAGGUUCCGUUGAAUAGAUCUCGAAAGAAAGGAAAAAAGAAAAAAAAAAAAA